Molecule: messenger RNA, 1692 nt
Organism: Gossypium arboreum
Lineage: Eukaryota; Viridiplantae; Streptophyta; Magnoliopsida; Malvales; Malvaceae
Exons: 5
Coding region: 177-1349 (390 amino acids)
Biological process (GO): protein transport
Source: RefSeq, a predicted model, not a curated record
ACCGGUCCCAUAUAAACUACGCUGCCUACCUAUCUUAUCUCCCUCUGGUUGGGACGUAAAAACACAACAUCACACAAGCCUUGCCUUGUUUCUUCACUUUCUUCUGCUAAAAGCCUCCUCUCCUGUUACACACAUACACACACAGAGAGAGGUAGGUUUGCAGUUGGCAAAAGCUUAUGGGAAAGAAGCUUGCUGCAUUGCUUGGACGAGGCUUCAAGCCAUCCAAGUUCAAAUCACUAGUCACUCUUGCCAUUUCUCGUCUUGCUGUUUUCAAGAACCAGCAUCAGAUUCGCUGCAACCAAGCUCGUUCCGAUGUUGUACAGCUCCUUCAACUUGCCCAUCAUGAUCGGGCUCUUCUUAGAGGUUUGUUUCGACAGGUUGACCAGGUGAUCAAGGAGCAAAACAUGUUGGACGUCUUCGUUAUACUUGAAGGGUAUUGUAAUCUGGUUAUUGAACGACUCCAUCUCAUUGAGCAGGACAGAGUAUGCCCUGACGAGCUCAAGGAGGCUAUAUCCGGCUUGCUCUUUGCAUCUUCAAGGUGUGGGGAUUUUCCCGAGCUUCUAGAGAUUCGUGCUGUUUUUACAUCUCACUACGGCAAAGAAUUCGCUGCUCGUGCAAUCGAGCUGCGCAACAAUUGUGGAGUGAACGCUAAGAUUAUACAGAAGCUGUCAACCAGACAACCAGACUUGCAGAGCAGAAGGAAUGUGCUCAACCAGAUUGCUGCCGAGUACGGCAUUGCUUUACAACUCGAGGAAACCACUGAUUCCAGCGAGGGAAAUCUGGAUGUAAGCAAGAAGCAGGAGAUAUCAGUUAAGGCAAGUCAUGAUGCAGGAGAUGAUGAUGAGUUCUCUGAUUCAAUAAAAACAAGGAGAAAAUACAGGGAUGUAGCCGAUGCAGCUCAAGCAGCCUUUGAGUCAGCUGCCUAUGCAGCAGCAGCUGCAAGAGCAGCUGUGGAACUCUCUCGGUCUGAUUCCUAUGAUCCUGAUGAUCAGAACGGUCCUAAUACUCGACAGAACACAGUGUUUGACAAACAAGAAGCAAAUUCUAAAGAUAUGGAAAAUCAUGGUAGUCAAGCAGUGGAGUUGAAUCAUACCAAGAAGGCACCAGAAAUCAAGAUGUCUAGUCCUUCAAGUGAAGGAUCAGCAGAGGGAAUCAUAGACCUUAGGACAAUGUCAUUCAACGAAGUGGACCCACUCAAGCUAUUGGAGAAGGAAGUGGUUAUUUAUGAGAGUGAUGAUGAUAAAUAUGAUUCCCGUGGUUCAAGUUUUGAUUUGAAUGCAAGGAAGCUUAAAGGCAAGGUCCUAGAUACAGAUAAUGAUGGUGAGCACUCAGAAAAGAAACUUGACUGAUGUUUCCUUCAAGCUUUCCUGUUGGCUUGAAGGUGGAGACUCGACCUGAAAACCCACUGCACACAUGGAUGAAAGGUAAAUGACACUUUACCAUAAAUAAGGUGCUGUUUUCCUCGAGGACUUGGACCAAGUGACAGGAUAUUGAGGAGCGCGAAUAAAUUAAAUGUUUGUAAGUUCCAUGGAGUUGCAAAUAUAGCUUUGGUUGAGUGUAUAAGUUGGUUUUGGUCUUUGAUAUUUCUUUUGUUAUUUUUUAUCAGAUGUAAACUUAAUGUAGAAUAUUUUGGAAUGAUUCUUUUUGUGAAGCCUAAUUAUUUUGUUAUACUAUACCAGGUUCCUAUAGAAA